AUGAUGCAAUCUCACGUGACUUCCGAAGAGCAACCAGGCGAACCGCACCAACGGUACGACAAUGAGAAGAUUUUGUUGCGGCACUUUCGAGAUAUCCGGAGCUCCGGAAAUGUAAACGGGGCGUUGCAAUGGUUUUGUGCGCCAGACUCGUGGCAAGAAAACGUGACGCCGGGAGUUGGGCGGGAGGGGCAGGGUGGGAAAUGGUACGUCGAUAAAGACUGCUCCAACCUUACCAUUAUGGCACCGGCAAAGAAAGACUUUUGGCGAAAGACGUACUACGAGCCGAUUUUGGUGAAGGACGACGGACCUUUUCUGUACCACGAGCUAGACGCUUCGCAGCAUUAUACGGUUGAGACGACUUUUCACUUGACCGCUGCUAGACAAUUUGACCAAGCCGGCCUUUGUGUACGCAUAACUCCAGAACAUUGGAUCAAGACGGGUAUCGAAGUCGUUGACGGCGUCCCGCGCUUAUCCUGUGUCGUCACCAAUAUUUACAGCGAUUGGAGUACACAACCGUGGUCGGCUUCGCCGCCCACAAUGGAGAGUUCAGUGUCUGCUGAGAAGUCGGACGCAGUCUUUGUUAGGGCCCAAAUUCGUAUUCACUGUCGUGGGUCGAGUUUUGUGGUGGAGGCGAAAGAGUCAAGCAAGGAAUGGGAAUUUUUACGCAUUGGCCAUUUAAACCGGGAUAUGCGUCACACGAACGAUCCUUUGCGAAAUCACUCCGCGGUCGAAAAGUCCUGGAACGGGCCGUCGGCUGCCGAAGGAAAAUUGUGGGUUGGAGUCUUUGCUUGUUGCCCCGUAGACCAGCAAGGAAGCUCGGUGACAUUUUCCAACUUUUCGAUUGCGGCUGGUUCGAAAUUUGACCACAACGCGGAUGAUAACCACUAA
Phaeodactylum tricornutum CCAP 1055/1 is the source of this 888-nucleotide messenger RNA. RefSeq lists its product with no specific name. The transcript has a single exon. Lineage: Eukaryota; Bacillariophyta; Bacillariophyceae; Surirellales; Neidiaceae. The record is from RefSeq and is a predicted model, not a curated record. The coding region runs from base 1 to 888 and encodes 295 amino acids.